This is a messenger RNA of Bactrocera latifrons, 764 nucleotides long. RefSeq lists its product as uncharacterized. The record is from RefSeq and is a predicted model, not a curated record. The coding region runs from base 153 to 566 and encodes 137 amino acids. Lineage: Eukaryota; Metazoa; Arthropoda; Insecta; Diptera; Tephritidae. The transcript has a single exon. Gene Ontology annotation, biological process: proteasome assembly.
UUUUUCUAACUAUUACUUUUAACAUGGCAUCUCUUUAUUUCUGACAAUCAUUUGUUWUUAUUUUUUAGCAAUGACAAUGAGAAUCUUAAGUUAAUAAGURGUAAUAUAUUCUAUUAAUAACAUAUAAAGUUUGAACCCACAAAUACUACAAAAUGGAUACAGUUACAUUAAAUAACGCCAAUAAAGAGUCAAACGGCAUAUCGCGCAAGGCAAAUGACGAAGAUACCGGAUUUACUUCCUGCGGCACACACUUGGAUGUUAAAGGUAGAAAAUUGACAGUACGUAUGCUGCGUAUGAAUUUAGGUACUUUGGUUACAAUAUCUCCUCAAGGCAAUGAAUAUAUUAAUGAAAUGGGAGUUGCAUGUCCGGCGAUAUGUGCCGGAGCAUCCUCGUCAAGCACAACGUUAUUCGGACCGGAAUACGCCUCCAAUUCUCAACGUUUAGCGGAUUUAUGGAGUAAACGCUACAAACGGCAAUUUAUAGUAAGCUGCAAUGUWCAAACCAAUGACAUUGAUGGCGCUAGCAUAGAAAAGGCUUUAAGCGACUGGAUAUGCGCGAAUGUGUAAGCUGAAAAUAUAACAACACCAAUAAUAUAUAUUACUAUACUCCAUGGCAGUAAUAUCAAUAUGAAAUUAUAUUGAAAUUCCUUCUUGCUAAAAACAAAAAAAGAAAAAAAACAUUAUUUUUUAAUUAAAUGUUAAUAAUGUAAGUUUAGUUUAGGAAAUGAAAUACUUAAAAUUGUUUUAAUAAAACCUGUUUAUAAA